This is a messenger RNA of Candida dubliniensis CD36, 4806 nucleotides long. RefSeq lists its product as uncharacterized. NCBI's taxonomy places the organism in Eukaryota, Fungi, Ascomycota, Pichiomycetes, Serinales, Debaryomycetaceae. Bases 1 to 4806 code for a protein of 1601 amino acids. Gene Ontology annotation, cellular component: THO complex part of transcription export complex. The record is from RefSeq and is a predicted model, not a curated record. Gene Ontology annotation, molecular function: mRNA binding. Gene Ontology annotation, biological process: mRNA processing; mRNA export from nucleus. The transcript has a single exon.
AUGUCUUUACUGUACAUUACUGAAGAGGUGAUUGAAAACUUUUCUGGUAGUGGAAUGGAUCUGCUAUUUGAAGUGUUGGAGUCAUACCAAGAAAACGACGCAGAAUCAGAAGAGAUUCUUGCUCAAAUUUUCACAGAGUUAUUAAUAACAUUUGAAGAAGAUAAAUUGGAUGUCAAUGAUAUCAAAAAGUUUUUCACUCAUGCAAUAAAGUCGGAUGAUCAUGCAAGAAUCUUUUUCCAAGUUCUCAAUUCGUUUGCUGUAUCGAAAAAUAUACAUGACUUGUUGCAUUUACUUUUCCGAGACAAUAAAAUCAAAAUAGAGACAUUAGCUUUACACCUAAGUUCGGAUUUUUUAAAAUCAGUGGAAAUUGUUCCAAAAGAUUAUUUCCAAAGAACUUUAAGUCACAAGAUUAGGGAUGAAUAUUUCACGCAAAAAAAGUUCAAUUUGCUUCAUGAAGAAGUGGAAGGGUAUUCAAAGUUUGUGUCAGAAAUGUAUUAUAUUUUAGAUAGCAGCGAUGCUGAAUUUCAACUUGAUUAUGCUAUUCAAAUUAUGGAAAAAUUGAUUGGUCAUUAUGAUCUUGAUCCAAACAGAUGUUUGAGUUUGUUAUUUCAAGUAUUCACGGCAACCAUAGUGCCUCAUUACCAUUUCAUAUUAAAUCUUUUGAGAAAGAGUAGGUGGUGGCCAAAUAUUGAAAGCGAUAAUUCCUCAUUAUCAAGCCUUGGCAUUGGAGGAAGUGAAACAGCAGCCAAAGUAAUUGGCCUAGAGCUUGUGGGUGAGACUGGCACAAGAGACUUACCUGAAACAUACAAGUGUCUUGUGGCCAUUUUUAUCAAAGAAGGAUUUGUAAGCUUUGGAUCAUUGUACAAAUUCAUGGGCUCAGAUGAAUUGGAAAUGGAUGAAUUAGAGGCCGAGUACAAAAAGAAGUUGGAUCGUGAUGUAUUAGUUGCUGGGGCCACUGCUCUUGCUCUUGCAGCACCACUAGCUGACGAAGAGGAUGAAGAAGGAGAAAAAGGUGAAAACAAGACGAAAGGAAAAACCAGACAAGCAGCAACAGAGAAAGAUUUGGCUAGCUUAUUAAAAGUGAACAUGAAAUACCAGUUUCUUAAAGUAUUCUUGGGAGUUGGACUUUAUUGGCCAGCGAUAUUCAUUUUGACAAAGUAUCCAUAUUUGGCUCAAAUUGACGAAGAAAUCACAUUUUUAAUUAACAGAUUAUUUGCAACUAUGAUUAAUCCAUUAUACUGCAAGCUAAGAAUUUUCAGUGACGAAGAGAUAGGUAACCUUCAAAAGCCCAAAGGAACAACAAUUAGUCGUCCACAUAAUACAGUUCUUAUUGAACAUUCACCUGUUACCAAUUUGUUAAGUUUUUAUCCAUUAGUACAUGGAUAUGGCAACAAAAAAUUUACUUAUUUUUAUAGGGAGUUUUCAAAAGAUCUUCCCAAAAUAGAAGAUAUCGAUAGUUUGAUAGCAGUUUCAAAUGAGCUUCUCAAAUUUAACGGACCAAAUCUUGCGAAAGACACAGAUAUAUUUAUUGAAACUUGUGAAGUUACGCGGUACUUGUUGUGCAAAGAAGAAGAUAAAAGCAAAGUUUUCUUUUAUUUCAAAAACUUUAUUUUCCCAGCAAUGCCAUUAAUAGAAGAGAAUUCCAUUGCAAUAAACAAAGCUUUUGAAAUAUUAUUGUUCUUUCCAAUUGAAGACAGAUUCAGUCUUUAUGGGGAACUAUACAACAUAUUAGCCAAGAAUAAUCCACUAAUCAAAAUAGCUUAUAGCAAAGCUGAAAAAUCAACUAAAGAUGUUUUAAAAAGAUUAUCAAAGGAGAAUGUUCGUCCCAUGAUGAGAAGAUUAGCCAAAAUUUGUUUUUCUAAUCCAUUGCCUUGUUUGUUAACAAUUUUGCAACAGAUUGAGAGUUAUGAUAACUUGAACACCUUGGUUGUUGAAACUGCUAGAUACUUUAAUGCGUAUGGGUGGGAUAAUUUAACUGCUGCCAUAUUGAUAAGAUUAGCUUCUAGCCGAAGCAGUACCUAUAACGGGAUGAGUGAGCGUCAGUGGGUUCAAUCAUUGGCUUCAUUUAUUGGUAAAAUUUGCCAAAGAUACCCUCAUGCUAUUGACAUAAAGACUAUACUAGCGUUUAUAUUGAAAUCAUUUUACUCAGGAGACACUAUUGGUUUACUAGUACUCAAGGAGAUGUUUAUUUCAAUGGGAGGUAUUCAACAUAUAACAAAUUUGACAAUAAACCAAAUUGAUAUGAUUAAUUGUGGGUCAUCUUUACAAAAAAUUGUUUAUAACACUAUAGACGAUCUUCGAUUUGAAAGAAGAGCCACUGGGAAAUAUCUUAUUAAAUGUAUGAAUGAGAUUGAUGCGGUUAACGAAUUGCUAGUGUUGCUUUGUCGUAUAUCGAAUGACGUGACUUUUACCGGGAACGAAUCAUAUUUGAAAGUUUUGGUUAGCAAAAGUGAUGACGUAAAUGCAGUAAUCCGAUUAUUUGUUACAUUAAUCAACUUAUAUGAUGAGAGUUUGAAUUUGAUGCCGAUAAAACAAUUGUCGGAUUUUGGUGUACCAUGGUCAUGGGCAUACGAAGUCUGGAGAUUUAGAGACGAGACAGAUAAGGAUAGUCUUUCACUUGAGUCCACGACUUCAAUUUUUGAUAACUUUUGGAAGCUUUCGCUACAUGAUAUCAACUACACAAAUGAACUUUAUGAUAAUGAAACUGUUAAACUCGAAUCAAAUAUCAAAAGCUUAAAGGAUUCUAUUGUCAUUAAUUUGAAAAAUAAAGAAUUACCCCGUACAGUAAUUGAUAAACAACGAAAAGAGUUGGAAACCUGUGAAGAAUAUCAAAAAACAUUGGCAGAUGAGAGAGCCAAACAUAAACAUGAAAAUGAGAAAAUCGAGCAACAAUUAAAGCUGAUUUCAUCCAAUUGGUUUAUUGAUUUAGGUUUUGAGGAGUUUAUUCAGAAGUGUAUAUUUCCAAGAGCAAUCACUUCUUCGUUUGACGCCGUUUAUUCUGCAAGAUUUCUUUUCAAAUUGAAUUCCAUGAGGAUUGACAACUAUUCGUUGGUAAAUGUUUUAGGCUUGUUAUUCAAAUCAGAAAGUUUAUUUGGGACGUUAUGUUCAUCAACUCCUACAGAAGCUGAGAACAUUGGAUUGUUUUUUGCUGAUAUUUUGAGAACAUUACAAGGGUGGAGAGAUGAGUCUAAAUAUGGAGAAGUUGGUUUGCAAGAUCAAGAUGGAGAUAAAAUUGCUUUUGAUAAUUUCAAACAGCUCCUUUACGAUUAUCAUUCAUUGCUUUUGGAAGAAAUCAGAAUAGGAUUACAAGCACCUGAAUAUAUCUCGCGUAACAACACCAUUAUAUUUUUGAAGAAUUUGUUAGCUGUGUAUCCAAGUGUUGAUGACCAUGGUAAACAGAUUGUUGAUUUGAUUGAAAGAAUAUCAACAACAGAAAAGAGAAAUGAUUUGAAAUUAGCCUCGAAUGCAUUGUUGGUUCAUGUCAAAUCGAAAUCGAAGAACUGGGUUCCUAUUUGGGACUUUAUUUCAAUGAGUGAAGAAGAAAAAGAGAAAAUAAUCAAAGCAAAGGAGGAAGAAAGACAAAGGAUUAUUAAAGAAGAAGCAGAAGCCAAAAGAAAAAAGGAAUUAGAAUUAGAGAGGGAAAAACAAAUGAAAUUAGCCAAAGAGGAAGAAGAAAAGAAAAAGCUUUUAGCUGCUGCAUCUUUGAAUUAUGAUUCACUGGCUGCUGGUACCAGAACUCAAACAAGAAGCACACCAAUUGGAAGAUCAUAUGAAAAGUAUGCAGUUGAAACAAGAUCAGAAGCUCAUUCAAGACAGACAACUCCAAUUCCAACACAAACACAAACACGGACUUUAACAUCUGUUCCAACGUCACCUAAUUCAUUGUCUAAAGAGAACAAGUUACAGGAACGAGUAAACAAGAUGAAACAAGCUUAUAAAGAAUCUCGAAUCUCUUCAGACACAGGAAAUGAAACUUUGAAUUCUGAGCCACUUGGCGGUGAAACAAUUGAUGAUGAAAAGGAUGCCAAACAGGAGGACAGCAAAGAUCAAGAAAAAAUAGACUCAGAAGCAAUGGAGAAAAUUAAAUCUGUCCAGAAUAACGGUGAAACACAACUGACUACCAAAACAGAAGACAGUACGGGUGACAAUUCAACAAAGACAUCGGAUUCAUCAGUACCAAAGGAUUCUGGCCCCAAACGAACUCCCUUGCCUCCACAGAAUGAAACUAAAAAGUCAAUCUCACAGGAAGAUUUUAAGGGCCCAUCUGAACCCAAACGUACACCAUUACCUCCUCAAAAAAUGGUUGCCAGAAAUAAAGACGACUCUUCUGGGCGGUCAGAAGCUAGACGUGCUCCUUUGCCUCCUCAACAUACAAUCAAAAAACAAUCAUUAGGUGCAGAAUCAUCUAAUGGCGCUGGUUCUUCACGUCCACCACUGGGACAAUCAAAUGCCAAUACAUUUAGAAACGACGUAAGAUCUAGUAAAGGUGUUAGUUCAAGUAGUCAACAAAACUCAAGACAACCACAGUCUGCUUCAAUCCCCCCUCCACCACCAUUACCACCUGUACAACACCCUAGAGGAAGAAAUGAUUAUGGGAAUUCUCGAGGGUAUCAAUCAAACAGAGAUAAUUAUGGACGCCACAGCAAUUCUAGAAAUGAUAGUAGACCAGCUACCAACCGGAAUCCUACUUAUGACAAUAGAGCCAGAAAUCAAGGUAGCAGAGACAGUAGAAACACUGGAAGAAAUGACAAGAGAAGUGCUGAUGGUUUUGGUGGAAGAGGAUACGAUAAGAGACCCAGACAUUAA